AACUGGCUUAACUUUUAAAGUUUUCCUAACCAUAAACAUCGGGCGUUACGAUUUUUAUGUUUAAAACCCUAUGUUACGUCUUACCGUUGCGCGUAUCUGUGUAAUAACCUUUACAAAAUAAAGUUGACAUUGACAAGUGGAUGUUUUUGGAGGUUAGAUUACAAUUUUUUAAAAGAUGACUUUUUUAAACAAAAAGCAAUAAUUAUGAACCUCGGCAACCACAACGAAGAAAUUUACGAUGAAAAUCCCGUGAUGGAAUAUCGAAUGGAAGUCGAGAAUGUGGAGGAUUACGCCGUACAAGUAGUGAUUCAACCCGCUGAAGAAAUUCACCCUUUGGCUUUGGUGGCAAGAAACAUUGACCCGCAAGUCUUAGACACUGUCGAAGAAAAUCCACUUGAGGUGGCUAAUGUGGAGCUUGUGGAAGAAGCGAGCGAUGAAGGCGGCGACAGAACUUCAGCUCCAGUGUCUGUAGCCAGCAGUCGGGCACAAUCACCACGAAAUUUUGACGAAGAGAGUAACCAAAGUACUGAUACAAAUGCACCUAAUCAGUCUUCCAAGAAACGAACAUACAGUGAUGACGAAAGAGAAGAUGACGGUUCUUUAUGUCCCAUUUGUUUCGAUGACUGGACAAACUCGGGUGAACACAGAAUCUGCGCUUUGAAGUGUGGACAUUUAUUUGGUCAUAAAUGUAUUACUUACUGGUUGAGUACCCAAAAGAAGAAGACAUGUCCCACGUGCAAAAAGAAGGUGGGCAGAGAUGAUAUUAGGUAUAUUUAUGCCAAAAAACUGACCGCUGUAGAUACAACAGAACUUGAGAAUAUAAGGAAACAGCUAGAAGCUGUGACAGAGGAGCGCAAUAAAAUUCAGACUGAACUAUCAGCACGUGUUUACCGCGAGCGAUUACUAAAUCAAGAGAUUGCACAACUCAGAGCGCAGUUAAAUGUGUCUAGGCAAGGGGUUGUUAAUGUUCCUAGUUUAAUCAAUCCUGCUAUAGAACAGGUAAAACUCUAUAUGGAUAAAGCCAUGGAAAUAUGUAAAUAUGGAGGCAGUCGGGUGUUUGAUGCUAGAUGUGAAUUGGAUUUAUUAAUGGCUUCAAUGAAGUCACCAACAAAUCUGUUUUCGGGGUUUGGGCUAAAAAAGAUCAGUAUCUCAGAUUAUAGAACCAUUGCAUUUGUUCCAGUUCACAGCUUACAAAUCAGGGAUAUUUGUUUUCAUAAAAGUAAUAACUGGGUUCUUACAGCUUCCAUGGAUAAAACAUUCAAAGUGAUAAAUAACCAUGAUAACAUGGUGAUUUAUCAGUUUCCCCAUCAGAUGCCACUAUGGUCAUGUUGUUGGGAUUUAAAUAAUCCUUUAUGUUUGUACGUUGGAACACAAUCGGGAUCUGUGAUCAAAUAUGACAUCAGGCAAUUAACAGAACCCGUUUCCACGUUUUCCAUUGAAGGUGAUAUGUCGCCUGUGGUAUCGGUGGCUUCUAUACCAUCAUCACCUGGUGAUGUUUUAACUCAAGGAGGCAUUGUUUCUUGUAAAUUGAAUUCUUUGUGGGUGUAUGAGAAUGUGAAUGCAGAGUACGUGAGACACUCUAUUUCUUUAGAGGGACCAUUUGUUUCAAUGAAAUACCAAGAAAAUAGUAAGCAAUUAUUGGUGUCUUCUAGACCUAACAGUAGAAUUACAUACGCUAGACAUACAUUGUGCACGUUUGAUAAAAAAGAUCAAAAUUCAAUUGACUGCAAUAUUAUACACACAUUCCAAGGAGGAGGCAUGCAGAAGCUAUUAAGUAAAUCGUGCUUUUUAUCUCAUACUAACGAUUAUGUAGCUGCACACCAAGAAAAUUGUAAAAGUGUAUUUUUGUGGAGUAUUAAUACAGGGCAAAAAGUUGCGUCUAUUACUGCGCACGAAAGCGUUUUAGAUUUAAAAGGUUUACAAAACCAAAAUGGGAGUUUUUUAGUUUCUUUGACUGAUAAAAAAUUAGAAUUUUUCAAGUUCGCCUAGUUAUAUUACUUAAGUACCUAAUUACACGCUUAAAUUUUAAUAGUGUCAUAAUUACAAUUUUUUAACUUUCUUUUUCUUAAAUAAAUUAUAUUUUAUUACAGAAGUUUGAUUUUUUCUUGAUAAAGUGUAUGUAGACAGAAUUGUUGUAGGUAUGUAGAUAAACAUUAUAAACUUGUCGUUUUCAGAAGGUAGCUAAGGAGUCAGUAACUGGAUCAUUCUGAAUGUCUAGUUUAGUGUUUUCUUAGCGCAUCGCGGGCUGCAGUGUAGAGAAAUUGAUCUAAAGUUUUUUUAAAGAGAACUCUCUCCUUCUACGGUAACGAUUUUUAUAACAGUUUUUCGUAAGAUUAAAUAUUUUAAUACAUGUAUGUGCAACACAGUAAUAAUGUUACUCUGUUCUACGAAUUUCAGUGAAAUUAAAUGGACUUUUCUGAAAUAUAAAAAAAAUAGUUGUGUUUUUUCUCUUAGAACACUGAAAACAUGCAUUGGUUCAUAUAUUUAUUAUUUUUGGAAAUAUUUUGUAGGCAGUUACAAAACCAAAAUCAACUACAUUACUAAAAUGCCAGUAGUUUUUACGUCAAAACAAAUACAUAUACACAUUUAAUAAUUAUGCGUUUAAAUAAAAACAAAGAUUGAUACAAGUCAACGUAUGUACUGUAUGUUUUCAGUGAAAUUUU
Zophobas morio is the source of this 2663-nucleotide messenger RNA. Its product is annotated as E3 ubiquitin-protein ligase RFWD3-like. NCBI's taxonomy places the organism in Eukaryota, Metazoa, Arthropoda, Insecta, Coleoptera, Tenebrionidae. The transcript has 2 exons. The record is from RefSeq and is a predicted model, not a curated record. Gene Ontology annotation, biological process: protein ubiquitination; interstrand cross-link repair. Bases 205 to 1989 code for a protein of 594 amino acids. Gene Ontology annotation, molecular function: protein binding; ubiquitin-protein transferase activity. Gene Ontology annotation, cellular component: nucleus.